Molecule: messenger RNA, 2068 nt
Organism: Formica exsecta
Lineage: Eukaryota; Metazoa; Arthropoda; Insecta; Hymenoptera; Formicidae
Gene: Fem
Product: pre-mRNA-splicing factor CWC25-like
Exons: 10
Coding region: 168-1454 (428 amino acids)
Source: RefSeq, a predicted model, not a curated record
GUGCGAGAGCCUUGAGUAGUGACGUUACUGUGUACUGUGGCUAAUAUAAAAUGGAGAUAUUAUUUGGGACAUGGUCACAGGUCACAGUGACUGUGAAAUUUAACUGUUGAAAUUUCUAUUUAUUAUGGUUUUAGCAAUAGAUUUUGCUUUGCAUCAUAUUUUCACCAAUGAAUCCAACACGAUCAACUAAUGUUCGGCGACAUGAGGAAUCAAGAUCUGCUCGGAAUGAAGACCAGGAUGCUCAUUUAAUUUCACGCUCAAGGACCGAAGAAGAAAAGCAAAGACGUAGACGUGAAUGGCAACGGCAGCAAGAGCGGGAAAGGCAACAUGAAAAAUUGAAGCAGCAAAAGAUAUUAGAGUAUGAAAGAAGACGUGCGCAAGCUUUAGGAUGUGGUGAACCAAAAUCUUUAGAUCGUAGUCGAAGCAAAAGCAGUAGUAAGUCUCCUUCGCAGUACCGGCAUAGAGAAAAAUUUACGAUAAAUGUUUCCAAAUCUGGUACGCUGUUUGAAAAAUUAGAUGGGUCUACAAGUGGGACAGUUCCUUUGUUCAAAGGUCCUGAGGGCAUACAAAUUAGUACUACUGAACUACGUCGAAUUAAAGUUGAUAUUCGCAGAAAUAUUCCUACAAAAGGACCUAUUCCCGAGCUACAACGAAGUAUACUUAAUGCCGAAGAGGUGGUCCUCAAAAGAAGAGAGGAAGAAGGAUGUAAACCAAUAUUCGACAGAGAAGAAAUUAAAAAAGCUGCUAAAAUUAAUGAAGUGGAGGAGCGACGAACAGUUGUAGCUGUAGAUGGAGAGCAGUCAGUGUCGACCAGCAAGCCGCAGACUUCCAAGAAACAUUCUUCAUCAUUGAGUCCUACAUAUAGUUCCAGAUAUUUAUCUUCCCAUCAAUCCAGAUAUCGUACAGAUUCAAAGUAUCAGGAUAACAGGACAGAAUUCCGUGAUCAUCAUAAAAAUAUCGGAAGAAGCAGCAUAGAGAAGCACAGAGAAUAUAAAGAGAAAUAUACAGAAAGAGAUGCGCAUAAAUACAACAUUAAUCGUUCGCGUUCUAGAGAACGGGAUUCGCGCAAGUCACAUUCCAGGCCACUCAUAGAAGAAAGAUCUUAUCGCGACAGAUAUCGUGACAGAUCGAAUGAACGUUUUCGUGAAAGAAGAGACAGAGAUAGAGAUAGAGAUAGAGAUAGAGAUAGAGAUAGAGAUAGAUCCAGAGAACGAAGGGAUGUAGCACCGCAUUAUAUCGAACCACCAAUACAUGUGCCUAUCUAUUAUAAUCUUCCUCCGAGACCAAUUGUAGUAAGCUCUAUGGUCCCAUUUAGAGGACAGGUUCCUCCUAUGGGAAGAGGCCGACAUUCUGCUUUAAUGGCACCGGUCAGACCAUUCCCUCCACGAUUUAUUCCCCCGGAUAUGUACAGGUUGGGACCUCCACCCCCAAAUCCAAGAUAUGGACCGUUUUAAAAGUGAAACAUAUUCUUUACGCUGAUCAUAUUUUGUAAAUUCUACAUAUUGAAUAAUAUGGAAUUGAUGAGAAGAGAAAAAUCACAUUCAUACAGCUGAUUAAUAUUACAAAUUUCAAGAACAAGAAGCAAGGGCAUACGAAAUCGUUACAGGUUGUAAAGGUCCAAUCAGACCAUAUUCUAUCAAUACUAUAUAAUACAUAAAAUAUUUUAAGAAUGGACAUUUUCAAAGAGGAAACCUACAUCAUCAAAAAGCAAAUGAUUAUUAAUGUCACUGUUCCUCUUGAAAACUUGAUUAAAAUGGAAUUUUAAAAAAACUAAAAAAAUAGUUACCAUUGAACAUGUACAGCACAUAUAAGUUAUGUCUAUUUUCUCUGAAUAGGUUUGUCAUAAGCCGUAAAAGAUUUACAGAAGUAAAGAGACUACUUAAAAGAAAAUCAUAUACAAAUAAUGUAAAGGAUUGCUGUCUUGAACAUUAUAAUAUCAUAUAUGAGAUUUUUACUAUCCAGGAAAAUGGUCAAGGAAACUUUCAACACUAUUAUUUUUGGUUUAAUAUAAGAGUCCGAUUUUGAUUCAAUAAAAAGAUAGGACAAACAAUAAAAAUAAUAUGAAGCA